Apodemus sylvaticus (European woodmouse) is the source of this 3041-nucleotide messenger RNA. It is a transcript of the gene Wdpcp, whose product is annotated as WD repeat containing planar cell polarity effector. Gene Ontology annotation, cellular component: axonemal basal plate. The record is from RefSeq and is a predicted model, not a curated record. Gene Ontology annotation, molecular function: protein binding. The coding region runs from base 403 to 2586 and encodes 727 amino acids. NCBI's taxonomy places the organism in Eukaryota, Metazoa, Chordata, Mammalia, Rodentia, Muridae. Gene Ontology annotation, biological process: cilium organization; establishment of protein localization; nervous system development. The transcript has 18 exons.
GUUGGUGCUUUGGGCGAGGCGCCUGCCUGAUGGCGCUCCCCAAUUGGCGGGAGAGGAGGCGUUAACUUGAGGGUGGAGAAACGACCCCUGAGCGACAGCACCCGCCGCUCCACCUAUAAUCUAUCCUCCCCCAAGACGAAACAAGGGCAGCUAAGAGACCUUCCGUUGCAUAAAGCCCGCUCGACCCGGAAACAAAACCUUUUAAAAACUCUCUUAGAGGCGGGAGGAAUUGACGCGUGCGGAAGAACGGGCAGCUUCAUCGUUGCUAAGCGACGAGGCAGCCUCACCUGAGCGCUCUCCGUACCUAGACCGAGAGGAGCUGCGUCCCCACGUCUGAGGCUCGUGAGGAUUUUUUUUUUAUCUCGGGGCCAGAACAAGGACAGAGAUUUCCUCUGCUGUCAGAUGUCUUUCUGCUUGACUGAACUCCACCUGUGGUCUCUGAAAAGCACCUUACACAUUGCGGAUAGAGACAUCGGCGUCUACCAGUACUAUGACAAGAAAGAUCCUCCAGUAUCAGCAACAGAGCAUGGUAACUUAGAAGGAAAGCAAAGGCUGGCAGAAUCACGAGAUUAUCCUUGGACACUCAAAAAUAGACGCCCAGAAAAACUUCGAGAUUCACUGAAAGAGUUGGAGGAACUGAUGCAAGACAGUCAGUGUGUGCUGAGCAAAUGGAAGAGCAAAAACAUCUGUCAGCUCCUCUUUGGUUCAGGUGUUCUGGUGUCCCUAAGCAUUUCUGGGCCUCAGCUGGAGAAAGUGGUGAUUGACAGGAGCCUGGUGGGGAAACUCGUCUCAGACACCAUCAGUGAUGCUCUCCUUACAGACAGUUUCAUCAUCUUAUCAUUUCUGGCACAAAACAAACUAUGUUUUAUUCAGUUUACAAAGAAGAUGGAUUCUCUUGAUGGAAACAAGAGGCUGGAAAAGCUUUCAGCCUUGGAUUAUAAGAUUUCCUAUUAUGACAUACCUGGCCCAGCUAACAGGACAGUAGAUCGUCACUUAGCUGUCAACUCCACUCAGGAUCUGGUUGUUUGCUGGUGGCCACUGGUCGUUGAUGAUGUUUGGCCUUGGACUCCAGUUUCUUCUGAGAAGGACAGAGCCAAUAUGCUGCUGCUGGGUUUUGCUCAAGGAGGACUCGAGGUUCUGAGUUCUGUUCGCACACAGUGGAGUCCUCUGGAUGUUCACUUUGGCACCAAGCAACCGUAUCAGGUGUUCACAGUGGAGUGCUCCAUCAGUGUAGACAAGGAGCCCAUGGCUGACAGCUGUAUUUAUGAAUCUGUCCGGAACAAACUUCACUGCGUGUCCAUUACCAGAAUACCACUAAGAUCGAAGGCCAUCAGCUGCUGCAAGAACUCUACAGAAGACAAACUGAUCAUGGGCUGUGAGGACUCUUCGGUAAUUCUCUAUGAAACUCACCGUGGAGUGACUCUCCUGGCCCAGGCUGAACUGAGGCCCUCAUUGAUAAGCUGCCACCCCAGUGGUGCCAUUGUGCUGGUGGGCAGCAACCAGGGGGAGCUGCAAGUUCUUGACAUUGCUCUGUCACCUAUCAAAAUCCAGCUCUUGGCAGAAGAUUGCUUACCGAAGGAGACUCUGCAAUUCAAUAAGUUCUUUGAUGUUUCAAGCAGUCUUGUUCAGAUGCAGUGGAUAGCUCCUCCUGUUGUUUUCCAGAAGUCUAAAAGAGGAGAAAUCUGUGAUCUCCUCUUCCUCCGGUUCAACAGAGGACCUUUGGGUGUACUGCUAUUUAAACUUGGAAUCCUCACGCGAGGACAGCUGGGCCUGGUGGACCUCAUCUUACAGUAUGUUCACUGCGAUGAGGUGUGCGAGGCGAUCGGCAUCCUGAGCAGCAUGAAUUGGGACACCCUGGGCCAGCAGUGCUUCCGCAGCCUGAGCACCAUCGUGAACCAUCUGCUGAGACAGAGGCUCACCCCAGAGAGAGAAGCACAGCUCGAGGCAAGCCUGGGAACCUUCUAUGCUCCAGCAAGACCCCUCCUGGAUACAACCAUUCUGGAGUACAGGGAGCCGCUCAGCAAGUACGCCAGGAGGCUCUUCCACCACCUGCUCAGGUACAAGAGAUUUGAAAAGGCCUUUCUUCUAGCUAUUGACAUUGGAGCUCGUGACCUGUUCAUGGAUAUUCAUUACCUUGCUCUGGAUAUGGGUGAACUGGCACUGGCUGAAGUGGCGAGAAGAAGGGCACAUGACAUUGAUGUUGAGUCAGUAUCCUCUGGAGUCGAACUCCUGGGGCCCUUGGACAGAAGAGACAUGCUGAAUGAAGGUUUUGCCAGCUCAGCUUUAACGCCUGAAGGAGAAAACACGUUUCCAGGCCUUCUUCCUUCCAUUGGUUCAACACACAAAUAUACUAUUCAACAGAAAAUACCAAAUGGCCCUUUGAGAAGACGGGUAAUUGAGAGAAGGACUGAGGAGGAGGAGGAGGAGGAGGAGGAGGAGGAGGAGGAGGAGGAGGAGGAGGACGUCUGCAGUGACUCUUCAGUGGCCUCUACCUGGAAUGCAGAAGGAGACCUGAAAGAAGAGCAGAGGAGACAGGACAUUGGAGAUGUUGGUUCUCUCAGAAUGGUUCACUUCGGUUUGGUGUAAAUCAUUAGAAAUGACAAAAAGAAAGCUGCCCUUUUCAUGACCUGGUCAAUAGAAGUCUUCACAUCUGGAUUUUAAUAGAAGGAAAAAUAGUAGUACAUGCAGCAUAGCAUACGUGGCCCUCAAUAAAAGUCCCUAAACAAUUGCUUUCAUAAUGUGUGUGCUUUUCAUAUUCUGGAACUAUACAUUCGGAGCAUCAGAGGUAGAAUAUUUAAACUUGUUCGCCCACAUCUUUUAAAUUUUUCCUCGCCUGGAGGCUGGAUGAUUCAGUAAUUAAGAGGACUUGUUCUUACAGAGAACCCAGGUUCAAUUCCUACCACCCACAUGGUGGCUCAUGACUAUCCAUAACUCCAGUUCCAGGGGAGCCAGUGCCCUCUUCUGACCUCCUCAAGCAUCAAGCACAGGCAUGUGGUAUGAGCAAAACAUGUAUACAUAUAUAAUAAAUCCUUACAAAUGUC